Messenger RNA from Anolis carolinensis (green anole), 2732 nucleotides. RefSeq names its product carboxypeptidase N subunit 2. Gene Ontology annotation, molecular function: signaling receptor binding. The transcript has 2 exons. Gene Ontology annotation, biological process: regulation of postsynaptic density assembly; regulation of presynapse assembly; positive regulation of synapse assembly. Lineage: Eukaryota; Metazoa; Chordata; Lepidosauria; Squamata; Anolidae. Gene Ontology annotation, cellular component: glutamatergic synapse; postsynaptic density membrane; plasma membrane. The coding region runs from base 361 to 2085 and encodes 574 amino acids. The record is from RefSeq and is a predicted model, not a curated record.
CUGACAUAAGAAAAAAACCCCAAAAACCUGUAACUGUGACUCAGCAUUUACAAUACUUUUAUCUUGAGAAUAGGUUAGUAUAUUUUCAAACUCCGACACCCACCCCCAACAUUGAUGCCUUUGCCAAUGGCAGUGUCUGUGCCUAUGCACACGUGUGAUCUCUUGGGACGUGUGUCCAGUGGCAGCUGCCCUCCGGCGGUCACUCCCACCUGCUUUACGCCCAGGCCCCUCUGCAGCUGCCAGCCCUUGCCUGGAGUCUCUGCCUCUGAUCGGCCGGAAGCAGCAGGUGGGCAAAGCACGGCCGGUCAGUGACUCCGUGCCGCAGAUGGUAAACACCACUGGACAAGGGGCCCGGCCGACAUGGACGAGGACAGCACGAUGGCGCUUCCGGGGAGCCCUGCUGCAUGGAGGGGCAGAGGGACCCCCGGGGGCCAGGCCCGCCCCCUCCGGCCGCCCCUGCUGCUCUGGCUGCUCCUUGCCCAGCUGCCCAGCGCGGCCCCCUCCUGCCCGGAGUCCUGCCAGUGCUUUGGGAACACCACCGUCUUCUGCUCCGAGGAGUGCCUUGACCACAUCCCGGAGGGGAUCCCGGCCAACGCCUCGCAGCUCUUCUUCGUGGAGACCUCCCUGGAGACCCUCCUGAGCGGGGCCUUUGCCAACGGAACCAGUAGCAAUGCCGCCCUCCGCAAACUGGUCUUCCUCUGCAGCCCCCUCCGCUCCCUGGGCGAGGGGGCCUUUGCGGGACUGACCGGCCUCCGGGAGCUGGCCAUCUCCUCCAGCCAGCUGACCGGGCUGCGUGCGGAGAGUUUCCAUGGCCUGGGCCGCCUGAGGGUGCUCUCGGUCCAGUUCAGCCCCGUGGAGACCCUGGAGGAGGAGGCCUUCCGCCACAGCCCGGCCCUGCGGGAGCUCCUCCUUCGAGGCAACCGCAUCAGGGCCCUCCUUCCAGGCCUCUUCCGCCCCAUCGGAGGCCUGGAGACCCUCUCUCUGUCCCAGAACAGCCUCCCCAACCUGCCGGAGGGGGUCUUUGACUCUCUACCUCACCUGCGGGUGCUGCGGCUGAGCGACAACAACCUGUCCUGCCUCCCCGUCGGGGUCUUCCACCACCAGGUUGAUCUCAGGGAGCUCCACCUGGAUGGGAAUGCCCUGGCUGAGCUCCCUGCGGGGGUCUUCUCCCAGCAGACCCACCUGAGGAGGCUCCACCUCCAACACAACGCCCUCCGGGAGCUGCCGCCUGCCCUUUUCUCCUCAAUGGCCAACCUGACCUUCUUGCUCCUGGACGGCAACCGGCUGAAGGAGCUGCCGGAGGGGCUCUUCCUCGGGACCCCCAGCCUGGUGGAGCUCUCUCUGGCCCACAACCAGCUGGAGACCCUCCCAGAGGGGCUCUUUGGCACGCUGCUCCCAAACCUGUCCGUCCUGACACUGUCCCACAACCACCUCCACAGCUUGCCCACCGGCCUCUUCCAGGGGCUGCAGGACCUCACGCGGCUGCAGCUGGGCCACAACAACCUCACUGGGCUUCCUCGGGAGUUGCUGGCCAACCUCAGCAACUUGGAGGUCUUGGACCUGUCGCACAACCAGCUGGCGACCGUUCCGGAGGGCAUCUUUGAUUCCAGCUUUGCCCUCUUCUACAUAUCUCUGAGGGGCAACCCCUGGGCCUGCGACUGCCACCUGCUCUACCUGGCCGACUGGCUCCAGUAUGCCGACGACUUGGUCAAUGCGCACGCACUCUGUGGGAGCCCGACUCACCUCAAGGGGCUCAGCCUCCCGGGGGUCAAGAAAGAGCAGCUGGUGUGCCCCCGGCGCCCUCCUGGACCUGUCCGCUGCCGGGUGGAGGCCCAGGACCCCUCUGGGGAAGAAGAGGCCAGCGCCCUGCCCCACUGCGCCUACCAGGACCCAGAGGGAGCCCUCCGCCUGACCUGUGGGCCAGACGCCUGCCAACAGCUCAGGGUCACCCUUCCUGCGGCCAAGGGCACUGGGCAGCACCUGAGUGGGAACUGGACACUGGGCUCCGGCUGUGGGACACUGAGGGUCCAGGUCUCAGUGACCAUUGAGAAGGAGGAGCCCGUUCAUGGGAGGGAGGCCCCGUAAGCACGCUCGGGGCAACCGUCCUCUUCCAAGGGCCACUGCCGCCAGCAGGCCAAACAUUCAAGACAACUCCUUUGUCGCAGAGGACCACAGCUCACAACAAUGGCCAAGUGAGGGGAAACACCCCCCCCCCCCCCAGAAUGAAGUCACAGCCCCUCAUUCAUGACGAAGGCACCUCCCUGUCUCUGCCCCUGUUCCGAGUGUCCCUCUGAAAUGUAUGGGGAGUGUGUGUGUCUAGGCAGGAUUCCUGGAGGGCCAAAUGACUGCCCGCAUCCCCUUGCCCUUUUUUUGGGGGGGGGGGGUGGCAUUUGCAGGGAUAAGACAUUGAACCCUCCUCCCACAAAGACUUUUUGACCUCUGCCAACUUCUUGUUGACUUGUGGUUCUGCAAACAAAGGAAUCCUCUGCUGUGCUUUUAAACCUUUUUGUGUCCUGCUGUCAUUUUGAUCUCAUUGCCUUUUGUGUUGGGAUUUGUGCGCCUGGUGUUGAAAUCGAGCUAGAAUUUGGAGGGUCUUGCCCAAGGGGAGAGAGAGAGCCCAUAGACCCACCAAAGGAAAAAGGGUCCGAUACCCUGGCGAGAAAAGAGAGCCUCUAUGAUAAGAAUUCCCCUUUCAAUUUCCCAAAUAAAUCUCACCAGAAAGUUGAAGCAAA